UUAUCGUCGGCGCGUUGGCUUGCGCGUGAUGUGAUUCAGUUUCUCUCACAGUUUCCCCGACGCACCAUUACUGACGGUUACGAAGCGAGGAGGUAAUCCGCCGUUCGGUCGCCAGCAUUCCGUCAAAGUGCCCCGCGUCGAUAAAUUCCGCAGGAACGCGUACCCGGGACACGACGUGUAUCCUCGUCUUCGUAUCGCGAGUAAUGAUCGAGUGAGCCGCCCGCGAUCACCGACAACGCACACAUCUCGGCGACGACGCAUCUCGGACCUGUGCAUCAUGGGCCUGUGAGAGGGCGGUAUCGAGGAAACGGUGCUCCCGAGAAGGGAGAGGAUCGCCGUACGCAGGGACGAGGACGGCGGGCGUAGGAAGGGCAGGGUCAGCGAGAGAAGGGGGGUGGCCCAGGCGCUACCCAGGCCGGGAAAGGCGAAUUCGAAGACCCGACGUCGAUGCGCAUACCCGUCCGACCGGCUAUCACGACCGCCAUGUUAUCCCGGAACAGGGGCAGCGGUGUUACGUCGGGCGCGCGGUCGCUGGCGCCGCUGCUCUUCUGCCUCCUCGUGCUCGGCGCGGCCGGCCUCGAAUCCGAUAUAAAUAAACUGGAAUCAGAAUUGAAAACCGAAAAGUGGACAGCGUCGCUAAAAAUCCGAUCAUCCCAGGAUAUGGAGGGCAUAGAGGCAGGUAGCACACCGUCGCUAAUAUGUGAGCUCAACGUGCCAGGUUACGUCUGGUGGAGCACCGAUGACAGGAAUCUUACUACCAUCAAGGACAAUCUCGUGAACGCUGGACGAUUAGAUAUAAAGAAGGCCAGUAGGAACGAUACAGGCGACUACAAAUGUUCCGCCCAGACCAUCGACGGCGAAUCGCUCGAGAAAAACAUUCAUAUCAGAGUGAUAGAACCCGGCAAAAUAACAUCUGGCGGGGAUGUGAGAGCGAAAGUAAUGGAAGCGACAAACUUGACGUGCCACAUACAUGGUUAUCCAUUAUCUCAAUUUACUUGGUUAAAAGGGAAUGAUUCAGAGAGCAGCGAGCACUUGAAGGAUAUUACUGCCGUCACAUGGAUAAAUGAAACCUAUGCCGUCUUAAUCUUGGAGUUUAAGAGUCUGGCGCGUAAGGACAAUGGCACGUACGUAUGUCAGGCGAACGAUUACAAUGGGAUAGUGAGCGCCGUGGCACAUUUGUUCGUCAUUGAUGUGCCUAAAGUCAGCAUAGAUUUCAUGAAAGCGGUCGGCGCUGGGAGUAUAUUUUUAAAUUGGACCGUCAAUGAUGGUAAUGAACCGAUCAAGAAAUACUUUAUUCAGCAUAUGAAGAACGGUACAGAUCAACGACAGUACUACGCUGAGCAGAUCGGCGGCGGUAAUUCGAGUUAUGUUCUCAAGGGAUUCGAAAGUGGGACCGCGUACCAAAUCGGUAUCAGUGCUACCAAUGCCGUAGGUUCAUCGUAUAUGCAAUUGGAUCCACGAUGGAUCACUACGCUUGAAAAAGACCCGGUGUUUGUGCCGAAAGUAUCCGUGAAUGGCGUGACAGAGAAUUCGAUCACGAUAGGUUGGACUCUACCGCCGUCGGAUUUGAAGGAACACGUGCAUUAUUAUAAUUUGAUAGCUACUCACGCCGAGCAAAAAAGAGAAGCGGUGUAUCCUGCUCAACCGUUCACCGUGUACGCGUUCGUGAAUCUCGAUCCGGCGACCACGUAUAAAUUCAAGAUAGCCGCCUGCAGCGAAUACACGAGGCAAUGUGGCAAUUGGAGCGUUGAAGUAAAUGGCACGACAUUGGAUGGAGUGGCUAGUCCUCCGAAAAAUCUCGUCGUUAUUUGCCGCUAUGACAAUAUAAGCAGCUCCAGUUUCAUGUCCAUUACGUGGAAACCUCCGGAAAAGCCGAAUGGCAUUAUACAGCGCUACAAUAUACAAUUGAACGGCGUGGCGAAGUACAAAAACGACAUGGGACGUUUAGAUAUUGAUAACUUUGAACCACCCAGUUGGAGCGUUUAUAAAAGGAAUAACACGCGAUACAAUCAAAUACCUCCCAAUACAAAUUACACGGUUCGGGUACACGGAGUAACUAGGUCUCGCACUCCUGGCAAGGACGCCAUAGGAAAUUGCACGACACCGGUCACGGUUCCAGAUCGCGAGAGCAUGAAUUUGCGCACCUGGCGAAAGGUCGAAAGUCAGGGUCGACAAUUGUUCAAACUCUAUCUACCGCGUAUCUCUGAGCGGAAUGGCCCUAUCUGCUGCUAUCGCAUCUAUGUGGUGAAACUAUCGCUGCAGAGAAUGGUCCGUGAUCUGCCGCCGCCCGAAGAAAUCUCGGUGUAUUCUUAUCAGUAUGUCCAUAAGUCGCCGAGCGGUGGUGCUUAUAUCGUCGAGACAUUCGAAAGUGAUCAGUUGUUGAGCGAGAUCUUUCUCGGCGACGGUCAAUCAUCCAAGGGCGGCAUGAUGUGCGACAAGUGCAUCGGUUUGAGACCCAAACCAGCACCACAGUUAUAUUUUGUCCCGGAAAUCCCAUCCACUGCUGUUUCAAUCAACGCGAGCAGCACUACCACUAUCACUUCAACAACUACGUUAUCAUCGACGACAACUGCAAGCAGCAGCAACAGCGGUAACAUGAUUACCAGCUCAUCCACCGCGUCAGCAAUAACUACUAUCAGCACUGCUGCGAAAAUAGACAUAACUACGGCAAUUCCGGUGGUUAUUAAUGCAACUGAAAAAGCGGAGAGACGGAAACGAGAGGACUUGCCCAUUCAAAAGGCAUCUGUGGAUGGAUCCAGUGGGGAAUCCAAUAUAUUGUUACCUUACGACGGCUUUCUUGACGAAACGUCGAAUUAUACUGGUUUUAUCGAAGUUAUCGUAUACGAUAGUCAGAGGGAUCAGCUUCUAGCAGCUUACAGCAACUAUUUCAAUCCUCUUUAUGGUGGAGUGGAUCCUCUUAGCGUAACAGCCGCGCAGGCGACUACUAUUAAAGAAAUGAUAAUACAACUCUUCAUCGCUCUUAUCUUGACCCUUACGAUUCUGUUUAUCGCACUUUGCUUACUAUAUAGAUUUACAAAACGUUCGCAAGAGAGAGAAGAAGUCAUAACACUGCGCAAUAGUUUCAGACAUCUCUGUAGAAGCCUGAGAAGCAGGCAUCAGCUUGUAGCAGCGAGUCCGCCGGAUAUGCCGCCAAUACCCAAGAAUGAAUUGUUGCAGGCAUAUUUGGAACGCCAUCGAGACUCGGAUUAUGGUUUCCAACACGAAUUCGAACUCUUACCCGACCGAUUUACAGAUAGAACGACGCGUGCAUCCGAGGCACAGGAGAAUCUUUACAAGAAUCGUUAUCCAGAUAUCAAGUGUUACGAUCAGACGAGAGUGCGUCUGGCUCAGAUGGAUGGUAUCUGCGGCUCUGAUUACAUCAACGCCAACUUUGUGUUGGGUUAUAAAGAGCGCAAGAAAUUUAUCUGCGCCCAGGGCCCAAUGGAGAACACCGUGUGCGAUUACUGGCGUAUGAUUUGGGAGCAACAUCUUGAACUAAUACUCAUGCUAACGAAUCUCGAAGAGUACUCGAAGACGAAAUGCGCCAAGUAUUGGCCGGACAAGCGUGAGACUAAGAACUUUGGUGACAUCACGGUAGAGCAUGUCAAGGAACGCGCCUACUCGGAUUAUGUGGUGCGCGAGCUGAAGAUGACACGACUAGGUGAGCGCGAUUCCCGCGCGAUUGUGCAGUAUCACUUCCUCGUAUGGAAGGACUUCGUUGCACCUGAACAUCCUCAUGCGAUCCUACGUUUCAUCAAACGUGUUAACGAGGCAUAUUCGCUCGAGAAAGGACCGAUCCUGGUGCAUUGCAGUGCCGGUGUAGGCCGCACUGGUACGCUCGUGGCAUUGGAUUCUUUGUUGCAACAGCUGGCUGAGGAAAGUCAGGUGUCCAUCUUCAACACUGUAUGCGAUCUACGGCACCAGCGCAACUUUCUCGUGCAAUCUCUUAAACAGUACAUCUUUAUCUAUCGUGCGCUCAUGGAAAUGGCGCAAUAUGGUGAUACGGAAAUUCCAGCAUCACAACUCAAGACCACAGUUGCCAAACUCAGGCAGCGAGACAAUGGCAAGGAAAAAUGUAGAAUGGAGGAGGAAUACGAUAAAAUCAGUUCCGUAUUGGAAGAUCGUAAAUCUUUCUCCGUCGGCGGCGGAGAGGAGAAUAGAACAAAAAAUAGAAGCGAACUGGUGAUACCAUACGAUAGAAAUCGUGUAAUUCUCACCCCCGUCCCAGGCAGAGAACAUUCGACGUACAUUAACGCAUCAUUCAUCGAAGGCUAUGAUAAUUCGGAGUCGUUUGUCAUUACGCAGGAUCCACUAGAAACUACUAUAACGGACUUCUGGCGAAUGAUCUCGGAACAAUGUAUUUCCACAAUAGUCAUGUUAUCUGAUUUAAACGAAGGCCCACGAAAAUGUCCACGCUACUGGCCAGAUGAUGAGACUAAUUACGAUCAUAUACAAGUCCGUUAUAUACACAGUGAAAGUUGUCCGUACUACACGCGUCGUGAAUUUAACAUUGUGAAUACUAAGACUGAUGAAAACGGGGUCGUAAAGCAGUAUCAGUAUCACGGCUGGCCAACGGUGGAAGGCGAAGUACCUGAAGUAACACGCGGUCUCAUCGAGCUGGUGGAUCAGACGCUGACGAAUGACACCGAGACAAAUGGUUCAUUGGUAGUGCACUGCAGUUACGGAUCAGAUCGGAGUUCCAUGUUCGUUGCGCUUAGCAUAUUAGUCCAGCAGUUGCGCACCGAGAAGCGCGUGGAUAUUUUCACGACGACGAAGAAAUUGCGCUCUCAGCGACAUGGCAUGAUCAGCACUUUCGCGCAAUACGAGUUUCUUCAUCGCGCUAUCGUGAAUUACUCAGAUCUUCACAAUUUGGCUGACGACGAAUCUGUGUCAUAAUAUUUAAAAGCAUAAGCAAGAUUAGAUUGUUCUAAAUACUCUGUUUUAAGCGGACAUGUGUGUGAAAACAAGUUCUGUGACGAGUGUCUGAAAAUCCACGAAGCAAACAUACAUUGCCCCAACCAAAGAUGAACAAGUACUCGAUGAAGAAUCUGACAUCAUUAUCAUCAUUUUCCUCGUCAUCAUCAUCGCUAUUAAGGCUAUUGCGACGCACAACAUGGAUUCGCACGCGAAUCCGAAGAUUACUUGUACAUAA
Molecule: messenger RNA, 5152 nt
Organism: Camponotus floridanus (Florida carpenter ant)
Lineage: Eukaryota; Metazoa; Arthropoda; Insecta; Hymenoptera; Formicidae
Gene: Ptp69D
Product: tyrosine-protein phosphatase 69D
Exons: 11
Coding region: 448-4896 (1482 amino acids)
Biological process (GO): protein dephosphorylation
Molecular function (GO): protein tyrosine phosphatase activity; protein binding
Source: RefSeq, a predicted model, not a curated record